Messenger RNA from Symbiodinium sp. CCMP2456, 906 nucleotides. NCBI's taxonomy places the organism in Eukaryota, Dinophyceae, Suessiales, Symbiodiniaceae. The record is from the annotation of a GenBank genome assembly.
AUGUCGGUGCGCAUCAAACUGUCGUUCGUCAUCGCCUUGCUUCUGCAGUGUCCGGUGGUCAUCGAUGGGGUCCGCACCGUAGAUAUGUCUGAGGGCAGCGUGGCACGGAGUUCCGGCUCAGACGCACUUUCUUCUCGUAUGACUGUGCGCGAGACAGAGACGCCACUGGUCAGCAUCCACUUCUCGAUGGAGCCGGCGGAGAUGCAAAAAAUGCUGGGGGACCGCCUGGUGCCGGAUGUGUAUGAUGGUAAGGCCUUCAUCCAGGUAUCCAUGUUCUACAUUACCAACCUGGAGGCUCACACCCCACUCGGCUUUGUGCCGACCCUGAUGAGCAGCUGGUGCAUGCGCAUUUCCGCGUAUGUGAAGCUGAAGGACUCCGGAGAGAAGGGCUACGUGAUCCUGUCGGCGGACUUCGAGAGCUCGUUUUUCGGCAAGAUCAUGACCAGUGGCUGCAAGAGUUCUCAGCUGGGAACCAUGUGUGGCACUGUCGCGGUGAACCGGACGAAGAUGAGUUACGGCCAGUUGUUCUCCGUGAAGCAGGGCGGGAAUGAGAUCCUGCACCUCGCUGCCCAGUUUGGCAAUGUUUCCAACACUCCCUUCUUCAACUGGGCCAACGAGCGCUACGUGCGUUUCCAACUCAGCGCAGACAAGAAGACCCUGAAGCGCGGCACCCAGCCUGAAAAUACCAAGAUCUGGGAGGGCAACUAUCAAGUGAAGCUCGCCGCUGGUGCCAUCGACCCCAUCUGGUCGAAAGUCUUCCAGACCAAGUUUGCCGGGUACGGCUGGGGACACCUCGACGACCCCGUCCCCGAACCCUGUGGCCAGGGCUGGUGCUUCUUCUCUUCGAAGGCGGCCUUUGUGGACAACGAGGCCACAGUCCUAGCCGUGAACGACACAGAGGCUUGA